AUGGUACUUAACUUUGGUCCUUCAGAGCUUCUACUUGGAGCAUUGUCGUGGGUACAAACACCAUCAAAGAAAUUUAAAAUCCGAACAUCCUUGAAGAAGAAAAACUUAAGGCAGAUCCAAACCAAUAUACAGCAGCUUCAAAGCUCGCUAUAUUAA
This is a messenger RNA of Plasmopara halstedii, 156 nucleotides long. RefSeq lists its product as uncharacterized. The record is from RefSeq and is a predicted model, not a curated record. The transcript has 2 exons. Bases 1 to 156 code for a protein of 51 amino acids. NCBI's taxonomy places the organism in Eukaryota, Oomycota, Peronosporomycetes, Peronosporales, Peronosporaceae.